This is a messenger RNA of Culex quinquefasciatus (southern house mosquito), 768 nucleotides long. RefSeq lists its product as uncharacterized. Bases 1 to 768 code for a protein of 255 amino acids. Lineage: Eukaryota; Metazoa; Arthropoda; Insecta; Diptera; Culicidae. Gene Ontology annotation, biological process: DNA integration. The transcript has 2 exons. Gene Ontology annotation, molecular function: nucleic acid binding. The record is from RefSeq and is a predicted model, not a curated record.
AUGCCGAAAAAGGUUUACUCGAAGUGGCCGGAGGCAAGUAGACCGUUCGAGAGAAUCCAUCUGGAUUUCUUUCACUUCGUUGGAAAAACGUUUUUGAUUGUCGUUGACGCCUACUCGAAGUGGAUCGACGUGAGAUUGAUGAGUAGAACCGAUACAGAUUCGCUGAUUAACGCUUUGAACUCUGUGUUCCGUAUUUUUGGGAAAAGCGAUCUGAUCGUCAGCGAUAACGGACCGCCGUUUAACAGUCAAGCAUUUGUGGACUACGCGAGACAGUUGAGGAUUGAGCUGAAGAAGAGUCCGGCGUAUUCGCCCGAAAGUAAUGGUCUUGCGGAAAGGGGGGUCCAGACAGCCAAGAGCGGUUUGAAGAAACUGAUGGCUGAUCCGAAGUACGGUAGCUGUAAGAUUCCGGAACUGGUUGAGAUUUUCCUGUUUAGUUACCGGAACAGUUACUGCCAGGCGCUAGGGUGUUCGCCUGCGAGCAAAAUCUUUUCUUUUGUGCCAAAAACCGAUUUGGAGAGCAAUUUGAAGCCGAAGCAAGAAAAGGUUAAGAAAAGGGUUAGAUUUGAUCUGCGGGUCAAAGAAAAGGUCAUUGAUAAGCGGGAAAGUGUCAAUGAAAAACCAAGGGUCAAGAAAAACGACGAUUACGCUGUAGGAGAUCUUGUGUGGUACCGUUGUGAGUACAAGACGAUGAGAUCUUGGUUGGAAGCCGUGAUCGUGGGUGUUAACAGCAAGAACACAUACUACAUUGAGGUGUCAGUUGAAGAAUAA